AUGUUUAGAUCCAUUCUUUUGCUCUCUUCAUUCCUCUUAUUUCUUUCUUUAAUAUGUUGUAUUCUCGAUCUCAAUAAAUAUAGAAUUUUGAAACGACAAGCUCUCAGAUCCCCUCCCCGCGACUGGCGAGAACUUUGGCGAAUAAAGAUGAUAUGGGCUAUCAUUGUUGGGUUCAGCAUCUCCAUCACAGUCUCUUCAUCAACAUCAAAUACAAAAGUUCUUUCUAUCCUUUCUCCGUUGCUCAAUAAGGUUAUUAUACUUAUUCAGGUGUACGCCAUCAACCAGAUACCUGUAUCCUUAGUUUUGAAAGAUGGGAUAUGGUAUAAAAUGAUAUUCAACACUAUUUUCGUAUGGUUCACAAUUGUGUAUAUUAUACUCUCUGUGUUAGGUACAAGUUGUUGGUCAUUGCCAGGAGAAUUUUUCUUCCUUGCAGUUGCAAAGUCAUGGCUUCUUCUCACUUCCUACAACAAACGAUAUUGGAGAAACAGAGGAUCUCACAAUACUGUUUUACCUGGCCUAAUCCUUGAUAUUAUCACGAAUAUACUAGCAUGUGGUGGUAGCAUCGCUAGCGUUAUCAUUGACUAUUCCGACCAGCGGAAUGGUCCAGGGAGCUUAACAUCCAUACAAGCUUACAUUCUGCUUGCUGGUCUUCUCCUUGUCCGCGGAAUACUAGGCGAACUCUGGCGGCUAUGGAAGGUCAGGGAUCGGGGUGGUGUAUUUAUCGGAAACCAAGGGGCAAACGAUAUUAUGCAAGCGUCAAGAGAUCGGGUAAUCGUCGUAACGAGGGGCAAUGAUGAGGUGGUCAAUGAAUAUCCUAUUUCCGAAGAUCUACAGCGACCACCUAGAGCUUUUGUUUUAGGUGGUCGUCAAACGCGGGUACAGUAG
Sclerotinia sclerotiorum 1980 UF-70 is the source of this 885-nucleotide messenger RNA. RefSeq lists its product with no specific name. Lineage: Eukaryota; Fungi; Ascomycota; Leotiomycetes; Helotiales; Sclerotiniaceae. The coding region runs from base 1 to 885 and encodes 294 amino acids. The record is from RefSeq and is a predicted model, not a curated record. The transcript is spliced from 4 exons.